Molecule: messenger RNA, 3457 nt
Organism: Musa acuminata subsp. malaccensis (wild Malaysian banana)
Lineage: Eukaryota; Viridiplantae; Streptophyta; Magnoliopsida; Zingiberales; Musaceae
Product: protein PAT1 homolog
Biological process (GO): P-body assembly; deadenylation-dependent decapping of nuclear-transcribed mRNA
Cellular component (GO): P-body
Molecular function (GO): RNA binding
Source: RefSeq, a predicted model, not a curated record
CACCCAGCGAAGGAUAGAGAGAGAGAGAGAGAGAGAGAGAGAGAGAGAGAGCUGAAGAAAGGAAGCGUAAAAACCCAACGCUCCAAUAAAAGUCUCUCUCCCCUUCGCCUUCGCUCAUUUUUAUAUUUCUUUUAGAGUUUUAGGUGCUCCUUCGAUUUUUUUUCAUCUUUCCGGUGGAGUUCUUUUCUAGCACCGACUCUUGGAAACUACUAGCGGGGGGGCAUCAAAAUUUGGAUCCUUCUUUCUAGCAGAUCUCAGCUCUGGCCAGAAAACCCUAGGGCGGAUUCGGAUUUACGGUUCUUGCUCCCUUUUCCUUGUCUUUGUUGUCGCGAUUUCAGAUACUAGGGUUUUUAUCUAUGGCGGCGGCGAUGGAUGGGGAGGGUGGCGGCUUGCAGGACCCAGGCGUCGGUGAUGGGUUCGGAGGACAGGAUGACGGGGUUGCAGAUAGAGCUCAGUUUGAUGCUUCACAAUAUGCAUUUUUCGGAAAUAGUGUCAUGGAGGAAGUUGAGUUAGGGGGAUUAGAAGGUGACGGUGGUGGUGCCGAUCGCAGCUUUGUUGGGAUUGAUGAUGAGGAUUAUCAAUUUUCUCUCCUUGGGGAUAGAGUAGAAGAGGAAGAUCUUAGUGCCACAUCUGAUAUUUAUGAGCUUGCCAGUACCUUUUCCAAGUUGAACAAGGGUACUGUUGAACCAUGGAGCACAGGAGUAAUUGGUGAAAGGGGUUCUUUUUCUAGGGAAAGUUCAUCAACUGCAGAAUGGACACAAGAAACAGAGUUUUCAAAUUGGCAAGAUCAGCAUAUACGAGAGACUGAAAGUGUCCAGGAUGGUAAAAGGUGGUGGUCACAUCCACAUCCGCAAGCAGGUCAAUUUGCAGAUUCCAGACCACUAUACAGAACAUCUUCCUCUCCUCAACAGCAACCUCAGUACCAAUCUAGCGAACCAAUCCAUGUACCAAAAUCUUCUCAUAUGUCCUUCCCUUCACAUGUUGCAGCCUCACAGUUUCCCACAAAUCACACACAUCAUGGAAUCGCCUCUUCUCCUACUUAUGGCCUCCAGGUGCCUUGUUCUCCGCCAAAUCCCUACCCUUUCUCCCAAAUUCGUCCACCAGCAGCACACGGAUCACAUUAUGAUGUAAACAUGUCUCAGUUUGGCCCACCAGGACUCUCAAGUAAUAGCAGGCAACAGAAUCAUUGGUCAGAACGACCUAGUCUCCUUUCAUGGGACAAUCCAAAUAUGAUAUCUGAUGUGACCCAGCGUCAGAGGCCUCAUGUAAACAAUCCAAUUCCUUCUCAACUGCUGACACAACAGCCGCAACAUGGAAUUCACCAACUUUUGCCUUCAAUUUCACGAUUCCCCCACAUGCCGCCUCAGCAGUUCCACCCUGGUCAUUCCCCACCACAGAUGAUAAAUAGGUUUGAAGCUGUGCUUGGGAUGGCUGAUUUCAGAGACCAGAGAUCGAGACCAAUUUACAGAGGGAGACAGAACUUUGGGCUUCCUCAACAGUAUUCUGAUGUUGGCAACCAGAAGUACAAUGGGUGGUCACGGUUCCGUUCAAAAUGCAUGACAACUGAGGAGCUUGAAAACAUUUUAAGAUUGCAGCAUGUUGCAACUCAUAGUAAUGACCCCUACGUAGAUGAUUACUAUCACCAAGCUUGCCUAGCAAAGAAAUCUGCUGGAUCAAGUCUGAAGCACCAUUUCUGCCCAAAUCUCACCAAGGAUUUGUCUUCUAGAGCGCAUUCCAAGGAUGAGCCACAUGCAUAUCUCCAGGUUGAUGCUCUCGGGCGGCUUUCCUUCUCUUCAAUUCGUAGACCUCGUCCUCUUCUUGAAGUUGAAACACAAUCAGCAUCAGUGGAUAACAUCCUUGACCAGAAAUCUGCUGUAAAACCUCUAGAGGAGGAGCCUAUGUUGGCUGCUAGAAUCACCAUCGAGGAUGGCCUCUGCCUUCUACUCAAUGUUGAUGACAUCGAUCGCCUAUUACAAUUCAGCCAGCCACAGGAUGGUGGUUCCCAACUUAGGAGGGAAAGAGAAAUUCUACUUCAAGAGCUUGCUGCAUCACUUCAGCUGGUUGAUCCACUUGGCCCUGGUAAAUCUGACCACCCCGGGCUGGCACCAAAGGAUGAUCUUGUGUUUCUUCGCCUAGUCUCUCUGCCAAAGGGCCGGAAGCUUCUUUCGCGGUACCUACAACUUCUUACUCCGAAUAGUGAGCUCGUCCGGGUUGUCUGCAUGGCUAUUUUCCGUCACCUGAGAGUUCUGUUUGGGGUUAUGCCAUUGGAUUCUAGUUCUGCAGAAAGUAUAACCAAUCUUGCAAAGAAUAUUUCUUCAUGCAUACAUGGCAUGGACAUUAGUGCACUCAGUGCUUGUCUAGCUGCUGUGGUUUGUUCUUUGGAGCAGCCACCUCUUCGUCCGCUUGGAAGUUCUGCUGGUGACGGUGCUUCCAUCAUUAUAAAAGCCGUUCUCGAUAGGGCGACACAGCUUUUGACGGACCAAAAAAAUGCUGGCAAUUACAGCAUACCUAGCUGUAACCUGUGGCAGGCAUCGUUCAAUGCCUUUUUCGGGCUUCUCACAAAGUACUGUCUUAGUAAGUAUGAAAGUAUAAUGCAGUCUUUAUCCAUGCAGUCUGCAAAUGCUGCUGUUGCUGGGUCAGAGGUCACCAGAGCUAUAAGCAGGGAGAUGCCAGUGGAGUUGUUACGAGCUAGUCUUCCUCAUACUAAUGAGCAUCAGCGUAAGCUGUUACUUGAUUUUGCUCAGAGAACCAUCCCUGCCACCGGGCAGAAUGCUCAUGGGGGAAGCAACGGGCAUUAAACUUCCCAAUCACCGCCAGGUCAAUGUGUUGCCUGUCACAUAUACGAUGAAGUACCGUUUCAUUUGUGAUCUGCCAUUAAGAUACCAUUGCCACCUUUGCUCUUUCAUUCUGGCCUGAGCAGAAGACAAGUCUGUUGUCUAAUGGAAAAAAAAAGAAGGAAAAGACCUGAGCAGAUUCGCAAGGUCGUAGUUAUGCUUAUAUUGUUUUAAUUUGCACUUUGGCUUUUGUAUUUGGAAACAUGUAGUCCCUGCCUUCAGAUAUCACGCCAAGAUGCAGUGGGAGAUUGACUGGAGGUGUUCUUGUGGGGAGCUUAUUUUGGUGCUCCGUAUUGCAACUCCAGACAUCUUAUAGGGAUAGGAACUGUACAAAUUCCGUGGUUCGAAGCCUUUCUUUACGGGCCGGUCUUCAAGGAUCUGGUAGAGCCUGUCUGCAAGAUGUAGCAUCGUUUUUAUUUUGUUUAAUUUCUUGUCAUGUUGGUUGGCUGAGGGAAAGUUCGUUUUAGCUACGUUGACUGACCUUCAGCAGUAGUUGCUGCUUCUAUUAUUUUUUUGAUGCAACCGCUAGGAGUUCAAAUGCUCUUUGGAUUUUAAUCCUUAAUUGUAAUGCGACUACAAGAUGUUUUAACAUUCUGUGUUAUUUACUUUUGAUUCGUCUCAAA